AAAAUCAAAUUUUGAUUAGUUGGUUCAAUAAUUUGUAUUCUGUGCAGCGAUACUUUUGACUCUAAAUGUGAACAGUUUCAUUGAUUGGUUUCUGGGAAAGGAGAUAAGCAAUUUCGGUCAACAAUGAUUUCGGGUUCUGUUUAUCCGAAUCUUUAUGAUCGGACUCGUCACAUGACAGUUCUUCAAAAGACAAGCAUUUACUUUCUAACAGUUAUAUCUUCAAUUUUAAUCAUCAUAACUCUUCCUUUUUCACUUUUAUUUUGUUUCAAGGUUGUUCAAGACUAUGAAAGAUCAGUUACUCUUCGUUUGGGCAAUUUAGUCGGUGAUGGAGCCAAAGGAUCAGGAAUUAUUUUUAUUAUACCUUGCAUCGAUACCUAUUGCAAGGUUGAUUUACGGACAGUUUCAUUCAACGUUCCACCUCAAGAGGUUUUGACCAAAGACUUGGUUUGUAUUAAGGUGGAUGCAGUUGUAUAUUAUCGUAUAGUUGAUUCAACAGCGUCAAUUCUUAAUGUAUCAGAUGUUGGACGAUCUACAAGACGUUUAGCCGCAAUCACUUUAAGGAAUGUUGUUGCAACCAAAACAUUGACCGAGAUAAUUUCAGAAAGGGUUAUUAUAUCAAGCAAGAUUGAAAAUAAUCUACAAGAAGCAACCAGACCAUGGGGAGUGGAUGUUGAAAGAGUUGAAAUGAAGGAAGUAAGACUGCCGGCUCAAUUGCAAAAGCUAAUGGCAACAGAAGCCGAAACGGAACGAGAAGCUUCAGCUAAAAUAAUCAUUGCCUCUGGAGAGCAAAAAUCGUCCAGAUUCAUUCGUGAUGCUGCAGCCACCAUUGAUAAAAGUGCUUAUGCAUUGCAACUCAAGUACCUUUUAACAAUUGAUUCUGUGGCCAGUGCUCACAAUAAAGAUCAAGAUAUAAUUGUUUUCCCAUUUCCAGCUGAAUUAGCCGAACUAGGGGCCAAAUUCAUUGCAAAAGGAUCGGAUAAAAUGCAUAAAAACAUUCUCAGAUAUUUUCAGCAUAAGAAUAAAGCUGCUCAACAUGUUGAUCCAGUCCAUGUUGACUUGGUUUAAGUCUUAAAUAACUUUAAACAUUUUUUAACCAAUUUCAAUUAUCAGUGAAUAAUUUGUAUAUUCUCGACAUUUCUCUCAAAUCAAAAGCUGUUAAAUCAAUUGUCGUAACAACUUCUUCUUUAAACGGCUUUCUUUAUUUUCAACAUUUUCAAUAUCUUAUUCAAUGACAGUCCAAUACUUGGUCAAGAACACUGAGUUUUAGUUUUUUUUGUGAUUAAAGUAAAUGACGAUUCCAAGGCAACUUAAUUCAAAAUUCACGUCCAAAAUCAUUAAAAUAUUGAAAUUAUCGACAUUUAAGUCAAUAAAUAUAAUAAUAAAAGAUUAAAAUGACA
Messenger RNA from Tetranychus urticae (two-spotted spider mite), 1397 nucleotides. Its product is annotated as stomatin-4-like. Lineage: Eukaryota; Metazoa; Arthropoda; Arachnida; Trombidiformes; Tetranychidae. The record is from RefSeq and is a predicted model, not a curated record. Gene Ontology annotation, cellular component: plasma membrane.